AUCAUUCUCUACACUUAAGCGGCGCACCCUUUUUCUCUUGUACUUUCUAGCUCAAGUGAUACUCUAAUGCUUCGAUUCAAGUAAUCCCUCACUUGCUUUUAGUUUCAGUGGCUCUCUCAACGUCAUUGCCGCACGCCCCCUUUCAAGUUACGAGCCAGCCUACGAGCGAGCGAGCCUCUACCCCUGCAGAUCUCCAGAAACAUCACACAGUCCACUGACAUUCUUCCAGGCAGACAGACUACGGAUAUAAUAUGAGAGUAUCGGCAAUCAUUGCCGUCGCCCUGGGUUGGAUCACCAGCGCUAGUGCCUUUGGAGUCCCCGACGUCCUGCAAAAGAUUGAACAGAAACUUCCAACCAGAGAAGCUCCUCCACCGAAAUACUUUAGGGAAGCAUCACAAUAUCCCCACUAUGAUCUGAGAUAUUUUGGUGAAGCUCUCGAGCCACAGCUUCAGAAUGCAGGCAUCAAAGUCCUCAUGCAGACAUACCUAGCCACAUUUCGAGAUCUGGGAGUCCAGACCUGGUUAAUGCAUGGCUCCCUUCUCGGCUGGUGGUGGGGAAAGAAGGUCAUGCCAUGGGACCUUGACGCUGAUGUCUCAGUUACUGAGGCAGACAUGUAUUUCCUUGCUGCCUAUCAUAACAUGACCAUCUACUACUACCAGUACGAUGGUUGUCCGGAGGGUUGCUUCUUUCAGUUAGAGAUCAACCCGUAUCAUAAAUAUCGUGAGAGGGAUGAUUACAUGAACUUCAUUGAUGCAAGGUGGAUCGAUAUGCAGAAUGGCCUGUUCAUUGACAUCACUGCGGCAAGAUACGACCCUGGGCAUGAGAUGGGUGAUGGUGUUAUGUACGACAAGCAUGACCAUGAGUUCAAGGACAAGUACAUCUUUCCUCUAUUAGACACCACCUUCGAAGGUGUUCAAGCCAAGAUUCCGUACAGGUACAAGGAGAUCUUGGCUUCGGAAUACGGCAAGGGAGCAUUGUCAAAGACUGACUACCAUGGUCACCGAUUCGAUGCAGAAAAGAUGCAGUGGGUUCCUAUGAACUAAGCAUCAGCUGUUAUUUGUGUACCUAGGGCCAUUGGCUGCUUGAAAGGCGUUUAGCUCUGUUGAGCAGGAAAGGCAUAUCAAGGAUAGACCGGAAAGGGAUAAAGAAUACUAAUUAAUGAUACUCGGCUGAUGACGGCUGGCCGUCUUAUAAAAGUCUUGGGUCCUUGUUUACUUGAUUACUGAGAGCAGAAAUCCCUAUGGUUAUGAUGGGAGAAAUUAUGCAGAUCUUUCAAAUUUAUAAUAGACACAAAACCUAAG
Messenger RNA from Fusarium oxysporum Fo47, 1301 nucleotides. RefSeq names its product LicD family-domain-containing protein. The record is from RefSeq and is a predicted model, not a curated record. The transcript has 7 exons. Lineage: Eukaryota; Fungi; Ascomycota; Sordariomycetes; Hypocreales; Nectriaceae. The coding region runs from base 252 to 1043 and encodes 263 amino acids.